UGGCUGGCAUGGAGCGGGUGCCCCCUGAACCUGGAGAGAAGCGUGUUGCCCGUUCCCGGCUGCCCUGCUCCUCCUCAGCUCUGGCUGCCACGUACAGGGCCCUCGAGGCACAUAGAGGGUAACGCUCGCAGCAGGCCUGGGCUCUCCGGGAGCCCCAGCUUCCAGGCCGAGCGGCCCGCAUUGAACGUCGUCGUCUUCCCUCUGCUGCACGAGGGCCUGACCGACGUCAUCCGGGACGUCCCCCUGCUGCACCUGGAUGAGGUCACCUUGUUUAAGAGCAGAGUGGCCGAGGAGCCGCCGAACCUGUGGUGGUGAGAGGCCAAGCCGCCGCCCAUCGGUCUGAGCCACCUCGAGACGCUGUGGGAGCCGGGGACACCAGGGACCCUUGGUUUGUUACAAGAGGGAGAGGGCCUCUCUCCCGGCCGGCCACGCCCCACCUGGCUCCUGGGGCUCCCGGCAUCCCUGCGGCUCUCUCGUGGGAACUGUUGCUCUGUGAAGUCUGGGCUGAGGGGAUGUGCUCUGGUUGACAUGAGGGGGGUCGGGGGACCGUCGAUGUGGGGGCUGGCUGAACCAGGCCGACCCUCGGGGCCUGGCCUGGGGGUUUGUGCACUGAGUCUCAAUCCCUGGGGGCCCUGUGGACGGGCCUGGAGGGCCGGAACCCCGUGCCGCUUCUGACUGGGAAGCGUGUCGCUUGGCUGUUGUGUUUGUGGUCACCUGCCACCGGGGCCCCACGGACGGGCGGCCACAUGCUGUCCCCCUGAAGUCCAGUCGGCCAGGCUGGUCACCAUGUGUCUGAGUGUCCCCUUGCGUGGCCGAGUGUGACAUGGGGAAGGGCCUGCCGGUUUAGUGGCUGCGGACUUAGGACUCUCCGUCCCAUUACAACACACUUCAGCCCACUCAUAUCUCUGGGGCUUUUCUAGCCCGAUGAUGCCUGUGGCCCCAGAGAGGUCCCCUGGGGUUGGGACUGCUGGCCGGAGCCUCUCCUAUGGCUUUUCAGCCCAAUGAGCAGGCCCCGUUCCUCAUGAGAGAGGUCUCCUCCCGCUCCCACCCACCCCACAGCCUUCAGCUUCCCUGGGAAGGUCCAUGUGCAUUCCUGGGGAAAUAGAUACACAUUCGGCUUUGUUAGAAUAACGUGAAACAUUAAAACCCAGAAAGGAUU
This is a messenger RNA of Piliocolobus tephrosceles (Ugandan red Colobus), 1159 nucleotides long. RefSeq lists its product as uncharacterized. The transcript is spliced from 2 exons. The annotation marks the transcript as partial. The record is from RefSeq and is a predicted model, not a curated record. Lineage: Eukaryota; Metazoa; Chordata; Mammalia; Primates; Cercopithecidae.